Centruroides sculpturatus (bark scorpion) is the source of this 471-nucleotide messenger RNA. RefSeq names its product 30S ribosomal protein S7-like. NCBI's taxonomy places the organism in Eukaryota, Metazoa, Arthropoda, Arachnida, Scorpiones, Buthidae. Gene Ontology annotation, cellular component: ribosome; cytosolic small ribosomal subunit. Gene Ontology annotation, biological process: translation; ribosomal small subunit assembly. The record is from RefSeq and is a predicted model, not a curated record. Bases 1 to 471 code for a protein of 156 amino acids. Gene Ontology annotation, molecular function: mRNA binding; rRNA binding; structural constituent of ribosome. The transcript has a single exon.
AUGUCACGAAAAAACCGCGCUCCAGUCCGAUCGGUCUUACCAGACUUAGUUUUUAAUUCCAAAGUGAUUACCAAGCUAAUCAACACAAUCAUGCAAAAGGGUAAGAAAGUUUUGGCCCAGAAAGUUCUUUACCGUUCGUUUGAUUUGGUUAAGGAAAAGACUAACCAAGAUCCGAUGGAAGUCUUUAAAAAAGCGAUUGAAAACAUCACUCCUCAACUUGAGGUGCGAACCCGUCGGAUCGGAGGAGCUAACUACCAGGUGCCAGUCGAGGUGACCGAGCGUCGGAAAAUGGCUUUGUCGCUCCGCUGGUUAGUUAAGUACGCCGUGCUGCGUUCAGAAAAAACGAUCGAAGUUAAACUCGCUAACGAAAUCAUUGACGCUUCCAAAGGUGUCGGAGGAGCCGUCAAGAAGAAAGACGAAAGCCACCGCAUGGCCGAAGCUAACCGCGCUUUUGCCCAUUACCGCUGGUAA